CUAAUCUCUUUAAACAUCACUUUUCCUUUGUCCCCUCACCUUCAACAAUCUUCAAAGAAACACUUCCAUUGAACCUUAACCAAACCCUCCUUUUUCUCUUAAUAAUCCGUUUCUCCAUCUUUCUCAGUGCAAAAGUUUUUUCUCAUUUCCCCUCUUUAUUCCUCAUCUCACUCUCUUUUCCCCAGUCAACACUUUCCUACUGGUUUCAUCUGAUUCCUCAACCAGUUUACACCCAAAAGAGUAUAAGUCUAUUGAACAAGAAAGAAAAAAAAGGAAAAAGAAGAAAGAAAAAAAAAUAAAAGAACCAUCUUUAUUCCCUUAUUAUUCCUUCCUAUACAUACAUAUUCAUAUAUUUCCCUUUUGGUGGUUAAAUAUGGGGUUCUCAGAGAAGCCACAAGUGGAAGAGUCAGAUAGUACUAGAAAAUGGGUCAUCGCUGGAAUCCCUUCACGAGCGCCAUUGAAGCCAAUAUUUACCACCAAAGAAGAAGAAAAAGAUGAAGAAGGUGACUUGGAAGAGUGUUCAACGACACCAAAAGGGGAAGAAGCAAAGAUUCCAACCACGUUGAAGUGUCCACCAGCUCCUAGGAAGAGAAAACCUUCUUUGAAGUGCAACUAUCGUGGUGGUGGAGCAAGAGAGUUCUUCACUCCACCGGACUUAGAAACUGUGUUUAUACGCCAUGUUGAAAGGACUAGCUAAUUGAUAUCAUAGAGGUGGGAAAAAUAUAUAACCCUUCACCAAUUAAAACUUUAGCAAGUUAUUAGUUAGAGCUAGCUAUAAUUAAUUUAGUUCUGUUAUAUGUAACUUUCUAUAUAUUUUAUAUUUUAUUAAGUUUUUAAGUCGUUUUAAUUCUCUGUUAUUAAUUAAUCUAGCUAGCUAGAGCUUAAACAUUGCAGGAGUUUAGAGAUUAUUAGGGUAUUUGUAUUUGUAUAAAGAGCUGAAUAAACAAAUUAAAAUUAGAUAUUUGCUUGCUUGUUGCA
Messenger RNA from Glycine soja, 978 nucleotides. RefSeq names its product cyclin-dependent protein kinase inhibitor SMR6-like. Lineage: Eukaryota; Viridiplantae; Streptophyta; Magnoliopsida; Fabales; Fabaceae. Gene Ontology annotation, biological process: regulation of DNA endoreduplication. The transcript has a single exon. The record is from RefSeq and is a predicted model, not a curated record. The coding region runs from base 374 to 697 and encodes 107 amino acids.